Molecule: messenger RNA, 1707 nt
Organism: Quercus robur (English oak)
Lineage: Eukaryota; Viridiplantae; Streptophyta; Magnoliopsida; Fagales; Fagaceae
Exons: 4
Coding region: 288-1373 (361 amino acids)
Biological process (GO): endocytosis
Cellular component (GO): endosome; clathrin vesicle coat; plasma membrane
Molecular function (GO): phospholipid binding; clathrin binding
Source: RefSeq, a predicted model, not a curated record
CGCUCUAAAAUACCCACAAUUUUUUUUCCUGCCAAAAUUCCACUCAAAAUUUCUCCCCUUUGAAAUCUUCGCCUGAUUUUAAAGACUAUCACUGAAUUUUUCAUUUUAUUUGUUUCUUAUUACAUCUGCAAAGCAAAACAUUGUUUGAAUCAUGGAUAUUUGCCUAAUAUAUUAGGCGAUGGUUUUGUUGUAUCAGUGGAUUAGUUGUGCCUUUUUGUUUUUUCAACUCUACCCACUUUUAAGAAAAUAAUCUAGCAAAACUUUCCAAAUCUUGUUCAAUUUAGACAAUGUCUAUCUUAAGCAAAAACACUAGCAGCAACAUGAUGGGCACGUCCUCUUUCCAUGAAUUGAAAAAGCAAGCUUCUUUCUUUUUCAAGGAGAAGAUCAAGACUGCUAGAUUAGCUCUCACAGAUGUCACAACCGCACAGUUGAUGACAGAAGAAGCUACAAGUGGAAAUCCAUGGGCGCCAGACAUGCCUACCUUGGGAUCAAUUUCAAAGGCUGCUUUUGAACUAGAAGAUUAUACAAGAAUUGUAGAAAUUCUGCACAAAAGAUUCCUGAAGUUUGAAAGAAAGAAUUGGAGGGUGUCUUAUAAUUCCCUGAUUGUACUAGAGCAUUUGUUGACUCAAGGGCCAGAGAGUGUUGCAGGAGAGUUUCGAAGUGACAAAGAUGUUAUAAGUGAAAUGGAAAGCUUUCAGUAUAUAGAUGAGAAAGGAUUUAAUUGGGGCCUCACUGUUAGAAAAAAAGCUGAAAGAAUAUUGAAGCUGCUUGAGAAAGGCCCUCUUCUCAAAGAAGAAAGAGACCGAGCUCGGAAGCUAACAAGAGGGAUUCAAGGUUUUGGGAGCUUUAGCCAUCGGCCAUCUUCAGCAGAAAGUGUUCUAAGAGAAUCACCAUCUUUCACAACAUUUGGAAGGUCUAAUUCUCAGUUCAACAGUCAAGAAAAUCAGGAAAACCAGUUUUCAAACUCAAAAAAAGGGUUGUGCAAAGAGGUUCAAAGAUCACAGCAAAGCCAUCAGGUUGAAAUAAUGCUUGAGUCAAACUCAAACAAAGGGUUGUGCAAAGAAGUUCAAAGAUCACAGCAAAGCCAUCAGGUUGAAAUAAUGCUUGAGUCUAGUAACAACAUUGAGAAUGAGAAAUCUUUGGACGGUUUGUGCAACACCAAGGUGCUUGAGAAGGCUGAAACUCAGACUAGUUUCAAAGAAAAUACGGCUCCUGACAAGGAAGAGUUGCACAUAUGGAACCCCACAGGGGAGUCUAACCCACUUCUGGAUGAUAAGAAAAAUGAAUCCAGGAUUGAGAUGUCCAUGGAAGAAGAUCAUCCCUUCAAUGAGACUCAGAAUCAAACCACAGCCUCACUGCUUUUGAAGAUUUGAUUGAAAUAUUGUUCUAAUCUAUAAUCAGUUAACUAGCUGGCCUUUGGCUGUUCUGGUUAUUGUGUAUUUGAGUACUAUAUUUGGGGCAAGGCUUUCAUCCAAUGCAUUGUUGAUGGACAGGAUACGAGACUGACAUGUAGGAAAUUUUGGGCAUGAGUUGGAUUCAUGUCGCAUCAAGUACUUCAAUGCGAUGGACACAAGCCAAACCCCUAUAUUUGUACUCUACAGUCUAUAGUAAUAUUUAAGGAAUGUUAAAAUUCUAUUGUGCUUGGUAAAGUGAAAAAAAGACAAUGUUAUUAAGCUCUUUGGAACACUCAUCAAGCUAUUUUGAUAA